CCUCGGAGAAGCUCACGUAUCUGUGAAGUAUUUUUAGGUUUGGCAGGGCGAAGCAAAAAACCCAAUCGCUGCUUUCACAAUGUGACACCAGGAGCACAACGUUAAACUCUGGACAGCCUUGCUGUUACCAGGAUGCGCUGAUAAAUCUUCAAGCACAAUUAAAAUUUCACCUUUUGAGGAUGACUGGCACCUGCGAGUAGAUACACCAUGCCUCACUGCAUUCUGCAGCUCUCGCAGAAAACAGGCGCCGCGUCAAGCUAUUUACAGAUAAUGCUGAGCAAGAGAAAGCUCCCACAGCUGAACUGACACCAACAGAGCGACCCGUUCGCCUGUAACGCACUUCUGAUUAAUGCAACCUGCAACAAAAAUGGAAACGAUGGAAAUAAUGGAUCCAGAGAGCCAGAUGACCGCACUGCUGGACGACUCUCUGGCUGAAGAACAGCUGAACGAUGAAGAGGAGGAUCUGAGCAACAGCUUGAGAGAGGUGGUCCAGGACGGAGCGGUCAAGCCGAAGCUCCACUGCCUGAUGAUGGAUCCGUCCUUCUCCAUGGUCACGGUCCAGAGCGAGGACAGCGGGAUCGUUUGGGAAACUGCUUCCAGCCGCUGCUCCACACCUUGGGCUUCCGAGCUCAAUGAACCCGGAUACAGCUGCUGCGGCUCCGGAGCGGCCGGAAGGAUCCUCUUCAUUAUGGACGAAGAACUGAUGAGCAGAAGGAAGAGGAAGCCCAAGUCUGAGAAACCAAAGAUGCUCCCUCAGGUCAGUCACGAGAUCCUCGCUGAAGCCGAGAGACCGGCCAUGGUGGAAGUGUCCCGGCCCAAUGUGACUCCAGAAGAAGGGACAGAGGAGCACAAAACAGCUGAUCAGAGAGAAAAGAACCAGCGUUUGUUCAGUCUCAUCUCUGAAGGAUCGGAGAUACUAAACAUCAUCGCUCCACCGAGAGUCUUCACCGUGGAUGAAGAGGAGAGCAGAGGUCUGGAAGAUAACUUGUAUUACCUCGAGGAGACGCCUGCUGUGAGAUCCCCAGAGAUCCUGGAUGAACCUGAGCUGGACAUUUACACUGAUUCUGUAGAGACGGAGAAGAGCGUUUCAGUGAUACCAGAGCCAGGUGUCCAGAUGCCGUUUCUGCCCAUCCAAGUGUCCCGAAGAGGACAGACAGCUGAAGACUACUUUGAGAAGUUCACGCUCCUUGACCAUCAAGCUCCAUCCGGAGCAGCACCAGCAGAAGAAGCCCAGCAGGAAACAGAGGACAGGUUCACGGAAGAAGAUGAUAAAGCAGUUGGUCCUGAAGCGGAAACAAGACUUUCUGGAGUCUCCUCGGCUGUGAGUAUGCUGGACAUUUCUGCCGAACACUUGGACGAUGUGUUUUACGGCGGAGGGAGUGAGCCGCCUUCUGCUGCGAGUGUUUGUGGAAAGGAAAGACAGUUUUCCAAAUCCUCUCUGAAGGAAAGCGGAAGCGUCUUGUUUGGGAGCGAGGAGUCGGUCCUCACUCCCAUAUACCUUCCUGAAGGUCCUCCGAAGAUCAUUGACCCCAACCUGCUGGAGGAGCCCAAAGCCUUGGCGUUUCUCUACUCGGACCUGUACGCAGACGCCGUCGGAACCAGAAGGAAGCAGGACGAUGACGUGGAGAGCGUGACCUCGGAGAAAUCCUUCCACAGUCAAGCGUCUGACUCCGAGGACAGAGGAUAUCUGGAGAAGUUUGUGCUCAGGGCGGAGACUCUGGGAGAAGUCGUUCCUGAGAUACGUCCUGAAGAACCGCAUGAUCCUUUCAGACUCGCCGGAUACGAGAUACACCACAAAGAAGAAGAAGUGGACACUCAGACAGAAGAGCAUGAAGAGAUCACGGAUUUCUUUAGGAACAGUGCGUCUUCAUCGCCCUGUGAACCUGACGACUUCCUGCAGCUGGAGGAAGAGGAAAAGAUCGAAGCCGUCAGGACGCCUCGGGUCACUUUCAAAGACGAAACGCCAAAGAAUAAGACAGAACAACAGGGGAGCGAUCAUCUAGCGUUGGCUGACGACACAGACUUUUCAGAUGAGUUCUUACCAGUUGAAUUGAGCGAGGAUUGUCCGGCGUGGGAGGAAAACUUGCAGACGGUUGUCAGAGCUGCGGGAAAACCAACUUCAACACACACAAAUGAGCUAAAACCAAAACCAAAGUCAGUAAGCGAUAAAAGCUCUCCAGCACCAACCCAAGCCCAAAACACAGCCAGACCCAUGAUUCCACGCCACAAACCCUUCCUGGAUCUGAGUCCUCUGCUGCCUGUCCAGACCGAGGACGAGACACACACACCAGAAAAAGAGAACACCAGCUCUGACGCCUCAUUCAGCACCGAAGCAGCGGUCAGCAACCAGCACUGUCCGAUCCCCAAACACCCUCCUGACGUGACGGACUCCAGAAGAGAGAGCCGUGAUGAUAGAAAUCCCACAAAUCUGCUGCACGAGGAGAGAGCUGAAGCUCAUUUGAGCCUCGCUGAUUCGCUGGCUUGACCACCACUGAUCCGUCAGCAUCUGCGUCCGUCUUUCAACAAAACAGAACAUUAUCAGGAGUCUCUGUCCGUCGUGAUGCCUCUGAGAUUCACCUGGAGAAACAGAUAAAGAUGUAGACAGUUCCUGUACAGUAUACUGCUGUAGAAGACAAAUGAACUGUGUUUGUGAGUGUAUGCACAGAUUAUCAUCAGCUGAAAACAAGUUAAUGACUUUAAGAAGGUAUAAUGUAUAAUAACCUGUGCUUAAAUGAUGUACAUAUGGUUAUAAUAGUCACUUCUCAAAGUAAAACCAUGCAGCCCAGGCUUCAGCAUAUGUACGUGCAAAUCAGAUCAGUCACAAACACAUGUAAACAUUUGUCAAUACAAUGAAUAAAGUAUCAAUUAUUUACUGUUGAAA
Molecule: messenger RNA, 2881 nt
Organism: Carassius gibelio (silver crucian carp)
Lineage: Eukaryota; Metazoa; Chordata; Actinopteri; Cypriniformes; Cyprinidae
Product: cardiomyopathy-associated protein 5
Exons: 2
Coding region: 350-2485 (711 amino acids)
Source: RefSeq, a predicted model, not a curated record